Adineta steineri is the source of this 951-nucleotide messenger RNA. The record is from the annotation of a GenBank genome assembly. Lineage: Eukaryota; Metazoa; Rotifera; Eurotatoria; Adinetida; Adinetidae.
AUGAAAGGCAAUUUUGUUAUGGAGGGAGCGGAUGUACAUGUUCAUUUUAAACACUGCUGGUGGCGUAUAUUACUUAUUCUAUGUGCAAUAGGUGCUUUUAUCACUACUUGUGUUUUCAAUGGUUUAGCAAGUAGCGGUCCUAAUGGUAUAUUUAAGCAACGAACUGGUAGUGUGAGUGAUCAAAAUCUAACUGAAUUUACACCAGCUGGUUGGACAUUUGCAAUAUGGGGUGUAAUUUAUUUCUGGCAAGCAGCAUGGUUACUCUAUGCUUUAAGUCGAAUACCUCGAAAAUCAAAUACUGGUUAUUUAUAUAUUUCACCAAAUACACUUCAUUUCAUUAUAUUUAUAUUAUAUAUAUUAAAUAUGGGUUUAAAUAUAGGAUGGCUUAUUAUUUGGGAUCGUGGCUCUUUUGGUUGGUCAUUAUUAGUCAUUUUCCUGAUGUUUCUUACGAUUAUUAUUCCAAUGAUUAUAACACACAUACUGCUACAACGCAAUCGACCACUUUACAUAAAUUCUAAUCGUAAUGCGGAUAUAUGGCUUGUACGUGCAUUUGUACAUAAUGGUUUUGCUAUUUAUGGCACAUGGUUAUAUCUGGCAAUGUUACUUAAUUUAACCAUUUGGAUAUCACAAAUAUAUAAAGAUACUCAAUCAAUAACUAAUGCAUCUACAGCUGCACUUAGUCUUGUUCUUGUUGGUAUAAUAAUUUAUUUCAUUAGUGAAAAUUUUAUUUUCUAUUCAUCAAUGGCUUAUACAUACACACCAUGGUUUGUUCUUAUAUUUGCUCUUUGUGGUAUUCUAUCGAAAAAUUCUAAUCGAACAGAUAUUCCCGAUAGAAACAAAUCAUUUACACUUGCAUUAUUAAUUAUUUGUGGUGUAUUAUUUGUUAUCCGUGUUAUAUUGUUUGUAAUACGGUAUAUGAAAAGAAAAAUUCCAACAAUUCGUGAUCCUUAA